Miscanthus lutarioriparius is the source of this 1233-nucleotide messenger RNA. The record is from the annotation of a GenBank genome assembly. NCBI's taxonomy places the organism in Eukaryota, Viridiplantae, Streptophyta, Magnoliopsida, Poales, Poaceae.
AUGGGGAAGGACAAAGAAGCUCCCAAGCUGAAGGAGGAGGAGAAGAAGUCCAAGGAUGAUGUCCAUCUCAAGUUCAAGAGCAAGGACAAGUCGACAGGUGAGGUCGACGACAAGAAGGAGAUCGAGAUAGAGAAGGAAGAGGUCAAAGACUCGGGUGAUGGUGCAGGGUCUGCGGAAAAGGGUAAAGAGGGGAAGAAAGACAAAGAGAAGAAGAAGGAGAAGUCGGAGAAGCAUGAAGAUGAUGAAGAUGAUGAGAAGGUGGUUAAGAAGAAGGAUAAAAAGGAGAAAGACAAGAAAACGAAGGAAGAUGGUGAAGCUUCAGAAAAGGCAGAUGAAGACAAGAACGAUAAGAAGGCUAAACAGAAGAUAAAAGACAAGGAUGGAUCAGAGUCGAAGGGUUCAAUUGAUGAGAAACAAGAGAAAAUGAAAGAUAAGAAAAAGAAGGAAGGUGACAAAGAUGUAGGGGAGGAGGAGAAACACAAGAAGAGAGAAAACAAAGAUAAAGAUAAGAAGGAUAAAAAGGACAAAGAAAAGGAUGGAUCUGAACCAAAGGGUUCAAGUGAUGAAAAACAAGAGAAAGGCAAAGACAAGAAGAGCGAAGAGAUGGAACAAAAGGAAGCCCAUCUAGAGAAGAAUGGUGAGGCCGCACAGAAGGAUGUUCACAUGAACAAAAAGUUGGCAGGAGCUGCAGACUCGGGCACCCGUGAAAUCAAGCUAACUGACACUGAACCACAGGAGAAAGCAAUUGAUAGUAAAGAUUCAGAAGGCAAGAAGAAAAACAAAGAGGAGGAGGACAAGGACGAAGUCAAGAAGAAAAAGAAGGAUGGUGGUGAGGACGAUCAAGGCGAGAAGAAAGACAAAGAAAAGAAUGAGAAGAAGAAGGACAAGGGUGGCAAGAAGGAAGAUGGUAAGAAGAAAGAGGGUGAUGGCGAGGAAGACGGAGAAGGUAAGAAGAAAGACAAGGGUGCAAAGGAGAAGACGACCGAUCCAGUGAAGCUGAAAGCAAAACUGGAGAAGGUGGAUGCCAAAUUGCAAGACCUACAGGCUAAGAAAGAAGAUAUCCUGAGGCAGCUGAAAGAGCUGGAAGAAAGCGGCAAGGGAAAGACCAAUGAAGAGAAGCCUGCACAUGUACAGGAGGACAAAGGAAAGGACACGGCAGAGGUGCCUGCACAUAUACUGGAACAGGGUGGAGAGAGCAAGGUCAAGGAACAGAAUCCUGUUGCGGCAGCCUGA